CACUGCAUUAUUUUUGCAUUUUCAGUACUUCCAGGACCCCUCAGACAAUUACCUGCAGAACCUGAUGGACGAGGACGAGGAGGCAGAUGCCUGUUACAAACGCAAAUGUUCGGCCAACGAGAACUGUUGCGAGGGUUCCGUUUGCGUGGAAAUCGACGGAGUCGAAGGAGAAUGUCUGCCAGCUGAUGGAAGGAGCGAAGGCGAACGAUGCAUCAGAGACGAAGACUGCGAAGUUGGUUUGUUCUGCGAAAGGGAGCACAAAUCAGGUGGCAAAUUUUGCCAGGCCUCAGUGUCCAGGAAGAAGCAAUUGAAUGAAGGAUGCGACAUGAGCGUGGACUGUGACAUCGAAAAGGGUCUCUGCUGCCAGUUGCAGCGCAGGAUCAGGCAACGCGCAAAGAAGGUCUGCUCUUACUUCUCAGAUGCUCUUCAGUGCAUCGGUCCGGUCGCAGUUGACAAAGUCAAGGUGGAACUGCCCAAGUUGCCAGUCCCCGGGGAAAAACGCAUCUAUUUCUAAAAGCUUUCCCCUCAUUUGAAUCUCCCACAAAAAAAAAGAAGAAGAAAACAUUCCGAAUUUCGUCGUUUCGAGGUCAAAAAACCCCUGUUUGUUUUACCUCAUGGACUUUGUUCGAGCUCUGCUGGCUGGUGCCUCGAGCAAGCCCAAGAAAAACAAAAGAAGGAUCUCUUAAUCUUAAAGAAAAACUGUAUCCCUGGCCUGAAGGGGGUUCUUAUUGUAAAUAAAAAUUUCCCACCCCAUUUUUUGCUUGCUUUUCUAUAGAAAAAGUCUGAGGACUUGGCAGGUUGUAUCGUAGAGCAAUAAGUCGACACAAAUCCCUUUUUCCGAACGAAAGAAGAAAAAAAUGAGACUUGGCUUCUUUUAGCUUCGUAAAAAAAAACCCUCAUUCCCCCUUUUUUUUAAUGUUCCGGUUGACAGAAGAAGAGAAAAAUUUGCAUAUCAAAAACACGGAAUCUGUUCCCCAUCAUAUCAACUAUGGGCUUUCGUAUAUACAUUCCAAACAACUAACAAUCACUCGUGUCUUUCUGAUGGCAAACAAAAAAUUGAGGUCUUUCAAUGUCCAAAAAAAAAUAUUCGAGCCGGAAAUAUUUCUCAAUCCGCAGAAAGAAAAAAAUUAUUUCGUGUCGUCAAUGUUUGUUUUUUUCCCCCGUCGUGUUGAAUACUCGAUGCUUCGUGUAGAAAACAACAGAACAUGAAAAAGGAAAAGAAAACCUAUUGUACAAGUUUUGAGAGCUGACUUUUAGUGUAGUCAAUCAGCGUCAAAUACACUGCAAAAACGAAAAAGCUGCGGCGAAUGAUGCAAAUUUCCGGUGAAACACGAAUUCAGUCGAAUAAAAGACGGCUAUUGAGAGAAAAAA
Notodromas monacha is the source of this 1371-nucleotide messenger RNA. Lineage: Eukaryota; Metazoa; Arthropoda; Ostracoda; Podocopida; Cyprididae. The record is from the annotation of a GenBank genome assembly.